GGCGUGGCGGUGCUGGUGAACUGCGCGCUGAUCGGGCUGUCGGGCCCCGUGCACCGCCUGCUGCCCGACGCCACGCCCGCGCAGACCGUGCUCGUCAUCGUCGCGCUCGAGCACGUAAUAUUAGUGGUAGUGUUGGCUUUGCGGCUCGCCAUACCCGAGAUACCGGCGUGGCUCGCCACCGAGAUGGCCAAAGUCGAGUUCCAAAGGCGGGAAGCGAUUAAGAACGCACACGCACCACUUAUGUCGGAAUGCCCGAGCCAGGACGACAUCCGGCCGUCGUCUCGCAACACUCCGCACACAAUAACACCCACCACGCCCAAACAGAACGACAAGCCGGAUAAGAAGAAGAUAUUUAUAGGAAAGAUACCCGAGAUACCGCCGUUUAGACCUAAAGCCGCGUCCAUAACAGAGCCGGCGGUGACGACGGGCUCGCUGCAGUUGUUGCAGGACGUUAGUCCCACCAAACCUAUACGGCGUAAAGAGGCGGCGCCGGGCGCAGCGCUGUCGCUGCUGGGCGUGCGCGGGCUGCGCGCGGAGCCGCUGCACCGCUCGGCGCACUGCCUGCCGCACCCCACGCACGCGGCGCACGCGCACGCGCACGCGCACCGGCCGCUGCUCAACCCCACGCUGCAGGAGUUGUCGGGUAGCGUGAGCGCGGGCGGUUCGGAGCCGGAUUUGAACGCGGUGCCGUCUUCGGCGCCGUCCAUCGACGUGAGCGCCACCUCCAGCGAGGACGACAAACCUAAGGACAAAAGUAGUCGGUCCCGCGCGAAGGCGGCGCUGGUGAAGCGCGUGCGCUCGGUGGCGGUGUUCUCGCUGGGGCUGCGGCGCGCGCGCGAGGCCGCGCAGGCGCACGCGGGGCCGCACACUCCACCAGCGCCGAUGUUAGGGGGCGAGUUAUCCCUCAUACCGAUAGAACAGUUGAUACAAGUCGAAGACGUCAAGCCUCGAACCACGUAGACGCGGUACUUUUUAAUAUAUCGUAUUGAACGCCUAGUGCCCUCGCAGAGUCGUGUCGACAAUUGACUUUAUGUACUAACACAUAAAGAUGAAAAUUAAAUACCAAUGUUUCUAAAAUGAAAAGUAAAAAUAACAUAAUUAGGUCGCGUGUUAAACGGUUUGCGAUUUGAGAAAAUCGAUAACAAAACCUUAUCAAUAUCGACGGAUUAAAAUAUUUAUUUCCGUUAUCAGAAAGUAAUUUUGACAAAACAUCGGAAUUAUAGUACAGUCACAGUCGACGCAAUACGCGAAUAAUCGAUAAGUGUUAUAAGUACAAUGAUUACCGACACUAUUAUCACAAUAGACAACGCCUAUACAAAACCAUAGAUAAUAGGAUAGGUUCUGUAAACAUUAGUUUUGUAUGUUAAUUCCGAAGUAUAUGUUAGUGGAUGUUUUUGUAUGUGUAAUUUGUUUAUGUAGUCGUGUUAUAGUGUUUUUUUUAUAUCCGCCUAUCGAAAGUAUGAAUUUAUAAGAGUAUAAUGUUAUCGUUGACAAUCUGGCUACGGUUUAUAAUUCGAUGACUUCUAAGUAAACUAUCGCAUCUAAAAAUAAUGAUUUUCACUUGUUAGGGUUUCGUUAUCUAAGUACUGUUAAAAUCAUAUAAAAAAGUAAAUAAAUGAAGAGUUUUUUACUAUACUCCCAAACUCAUUAAAACAAGUUGAUGAAUGGAAACAAAAUAAAAAGUGAAAAUCACA
Molecule: messenger RNA, 1694 nt
Organism: Manduca sexta (tobacco hornworm)
Lineage: Eukaryota; Metazoa; Arthropoda; Insecta; Lepidoptera; Sphingidae
Product: anoctamin-8-like
Exons: 8
Source: RefSeq, a predicted model, not a curated record